Aureobasidium subglaciale EXF-2481 is the source of this 438-nucleotide messenger RNA. RefSeq lists its product as uncharacterized. NCBI's taxonomy places the organism in Eukaryota, Fungi, Ascomycota, Dothideomycetes, Dothideales, Saccotheciaceae. The transcript is spliced from 2 exons. The record is from RefSeq and is a predicted model, not a curated record. Bases 99 to 329 code for a protein of 76 amino acids.
GCCAGGUCAAGGCGCAUAAGAAGCACAAGAUGGGUAUUGUGACGUGUGAACCUUGUUGAGACUACUGCUUGGGAGACUGAUGUUUGAGGGAGUGUGUGAUGGCUGUGGAUGAUGGAACUGACGCAUGGAGUUUGGCGGGCAAAGUGUUACUUGGAGUUUUGUUCUUUUAUUUUUCCUUUUUCUUUUCUUCUCAUUCAUGGCUAGGAAAGAAGGAGCUACCCCAACACACUUCCAGGAGAGAAGGAGCUAUCGCGUAUACAUUCCGAGGAGGAACGAGUAACCAUACAUCUGCAUGUGAGGAUAGGAGGAGCUACCGUGCGAAUAUGUAAUGUAUACAGAGGAAGGCACAAUACGCACACUUCCGUGUCCGAGACUUGAGGAGAAGAAUUGUUUCAUGCAUAGCAGUUGUGCUAUCGAAUUUGUGGGUAUCUCGUGACU